GGAUCUCCCGACAUGCUUUUCUUCAGGGCCGAGAAGAAGAAGCGUCACGAUGGAUUCUGCUGGUGGACGAAAUGAUAAACUGCUUAAAUUUCACUUGAAUAAAGUUUGAGACGUUCAUGUUUCUCUAGAGAAAAUAUUUACGGAAGAACCUAGCCAACUAAUGUCAGCUAGAUAGCUAACUGUAACACUGCAGCGGAGAUUGUUGGUAUAGCUGAUCACCAUGGCGACGGAAAUCAGCUCGCCGCAGCGCUUCUUCCACAUGCCGCGGUUCCAGCACCAGGCCCCUCGACAGGUGUUCUACAAGAGGCCAGACUUUGCUCAGCAGCAGGCCAUGCAGCAGCUCACCUUCGAUGGGAAACGAAUGAGGAAGGCAGUGAACCGUAAGACCAUCGACUACAACCCCUCUGUCAUCAGAUACCUGCAGAACCGUCUGUGGCAGCGAGACCAUCGAGACUUCAGAGCCAUCCAGCCCGACGCAGGAUUUUAUAAUGACCUGGUCCCUCCUGUGGGCAUGUUGAGCAACCCGAUGAACGCCGUCACCACCAAGUUUGUCCGAACCUCCACCAACAAAGUCAAGUGUCCUGUGUUUGUCAUAAGGUGGACUCCUGAAGGCCGCCGCCUGGUCACCGGAGCCUCCAGUGGAGAGUUCACUCUUUGGAACGGACUCACCUUCAACUUUGAGACCAUUUUACAGGCCCACGACAGUCCGGUCCGAGCAAUGACCUGGUCUCACAACGACAUGUGGAUGCUGACGGCGGACCACGGCGGCUACGUGAAGUACUGGCAGUCCAACAUGAACAACGUCAAGAUGUUCCAGGCUCACAAGGAGGCCAUUAGAGAAGCCAGUUUCUCUCCAACAGACAACAAGUUUGCCACCUGCUCCGAUGAUGGCACGGUCCGGAUCUGGGACUUCCUGCGCUGCCACGAGGAGAGGAUCCUCCGAGGUCAUGGCGCUGAUGUGAAGUGUGUCGACUGGCAUCCCACUAAAGGCCUGGUGGUCUCUGGCAGUAAGGACAGCCAGCAGCCAAUCAAGUUCUGGGACCCAAAGACCGGACAGAGUCUGGCUACACUUCACGCUCACAAGAACACAGUGAUGGAGGUGAAGUGGAACCUGAAUGGUAACUGGCUGCUGACAGCUUCACGUGACCACCUGUGCAAACUGUUUGACAUCAGAAACCUGAAGGAGGAGCUGCAGGUGUUCAGAGGACACAAGAAGGAGGCCACAGCGGUGGCGUGGCAUCCCGUUCACGAAGGCCUGUUCGCCAGUGGAGGUUCUGAUGGCUCGCUGCUCUUCUGGCACACCGGGGUGGAGAAGGAGGUUGGAGGGAUGGAGAUGGCUCAUGAGGGGAUGAUCUGGAGUCUGGCCUGGCACCCGCUGGGACACAUCCUGUGCUCGGGCUCCAACGACCACACCAGUAAAUUCUGGACGAGGAAUCGACCCGGUGAUAAGAUGAGAGACCGGUACAACCUGAACCUGCUGCCGGGGUUGUCGGAGGACGGCGUGGAGUACGAUGACGUGGAACCGAACAGCAUGGCCGCCAUCCCUGGUAUGGGGAUCCCCGAGCAGCUGAAGGCCGCCAUGGAGCAAGAGCAGAGCAGUAAAGAGGCGGCUCCUGAUGUGGAGAUGUCCAUCCCUGGUCUGGACUGGGGCAUGGAUGAGGUCAUGGGUAAAGACGCCAAGAAGGUCCCUCAGAAGAAAGUGCCGUAUGCCAAACCGAUCCCAGCACAGUUCCAACAGGCUUGGGCAGAGAAUAAAGUUCCCAUGAUGCCGCCCUCCGCAGAUCUGUCCAAAGACAGGAAGGUGGAGCAGAAGGUGGAAUUGAAGAAGAAAACUCAGGCGGAGAUCGAGCAGGAGAUGGCGGCUCUGCAGUACACCAACCCCAUGCUCUUGGAGCAAAUGAAGAUGGACCGAAUGAACCAGAUCAACACAGACGGCAACAUGGGCCCCCCACAGGGUCAGGGCCCCAUGCCCCCCUUCCCUGGCCCUGGUGGCCCCAUGCCUCCUGGCCAGCAGGGCUUUCCUCCAAACAUGCCUCCUCAGCAAAUGCCCAACAAUAUGGGCCCCCCCAUGGGCCCUGGAGGCAUGCAACCUCCUUUCAUGCCCCAAGGACAAAUGGGACCGCCCACAGGACCCCAGCCUCACCAAGGGCCCCCUCAGGGCAUGAUGGGACCACCAGACAUGCAAGGACCUCAAGGUAUGCAGAGACAUCCUGGCCCGCCAAGAAACAUGGGCCCCCAAGGGCCUCAUGGUAUGGGACCCAGAGGGAUGCAGGGUCCCCCUGGAGGGAUGAUGGGCCCCCCUCCUCGAGGAAUUGGUCCAAGGGAUCCUCAGGGGCCUCCAUCUCAAGGGAACAUGAUGGGCCCCCAGGGUCCUAUGCAGGGUGGUAUGAUGGGACCCCCACCCAGGACACAUGGCAAUAUGCCAAAUAACUAUGGGAUGGGCAACAUGCAGGGGCCCCCAGGAGGGAUGCAUGGGCCUCCAGGAAAUAUGCAGGAGCCCCCAGGUAACAUGCAGGGACCCCAUGGAAAUAUGCAGGGCCCCCCAGGUAACAUGCAGGGACCCCAUGGAAACAUGCAAGGACCCCAUGGAAACAUGCAGGGGCCUCCGUAUAUGCAGCACCAGGGCCAGAGCUCAGGGUCUAUGAUGCAUGGCAUGGGGCAGCAGGGGCCCAGCAACAAAGGAGACCCUCGGGGGCCCCCACCCAACCACCACAUGGGACCUCCUGACCGGCAGGGUCCUGGAGGACCUGACCAGGCUUCUGGGCCUUACUGGGGGGACAACCAGCAGGGUCGACAUGGACCACAGGACUUUGAUGGAGGACAGGACUUCCACGGCAGAGGAGAGGAGGGCUGGAGACCAGGACCUGGACCAGGAUAUCAGGGAGGAGGAGGAGGGGGGAGACACAGGGGUGGAGGACACAGAGGAGCAGGAGGGAACGGGGGAAACUGGGGCCCUGAGGAGAGGUUCAGUGGAGGAGAGUUCAGAGGACGCAGAGACGACAGGUUCAGAGGAGGAGGCCCUGGCCGGCCCGGAGGUCGAGGUUACAUUGACGAGUAUGGUGGUCAGGAGGAGGGCUUCGACAGCCCGGAGGAGAUAGGCCGAGGCUGGGAAGGAGGAGGGCGAGGGAGGCCGCCUCGAGGAGGGGGUCCGCCCAGAGGAGGAGGUCAUGAAGGAUAUCGGGACGGACAGCAGAUGCAUGAUGGGUCAUCUCCAGCCGGUCGCGAGCGCUCAUCGUCCCUGCAAGGGAUGGACAUGGCAUCUCUCCCGCCCCGGAAGCGACCGUGGCAGGAUGGCCCGGGAACUGGAGACCCCCGAGAGCGCGAGUCUCCCGGAACCGAUGGAGGUCGCCCCCCUCAGAGGGAGGACGGGGGCUACGGUCCCUCUGGUCGAGGUGGACGAGGUGGCUGGGGUCCUGGAGGAGGACCUGGACCUGGAUUAGGGCCCUGGAGAGGAGGACCAGGACCCAGAGGAGCACCAAGGGGGAUAGGCCGGGGGCGGUAGUUCUGAAGAACCAAACCGCCAUAAAUUUUUCCUGCUCUGGUUGUCUCCCUGCUGGUCCAUGUGCAGAGCUGUGACCAAGUCCAGGACCUGAUAAACCAGAUCCUGAAAGGUCUUCUGACAAACUUUUGGUCAUGUGACACAUUCAGAUCUGCUGAUUGGCCUGUACUGACUGGGACACCUGAGGGGACAGGUAGAGUCUGAAUGGUGAAGUGCAUCUGAAGCACAGGAACCUUUUACCGAGAAUCAUCACGCUGUCUUUUAUUUCACAUCACGUCUGUUUUUGUAAAAGAUUUCUAUGUUUGUGUUUUCACGACUCCACCGAGGUGGACAAUAAAGAUACACGCUUCUAACUCCA
This is a messenger RNA of Monopterus albus (swamp eel), 3857 nucleotides long. RefSeq names its product WD repeat domain 33 (gene wdr33). The transcript has 21 exons. The record is from RefSeq and is a predicted model, not a curated record. The coding region runs from base 221 to 3502 and encodes 1093 amino acids. Gene Ontology annotation, molecular function: protein binding. Gene Ontology annotation, biological process: mRNA 3'-end processing. Lineage: Eukaryota; Metazoa; Chordata; Actinopteri; Synbranchiformes; Synbranchidae. Gene Ontology annotation, cellular component: mRNA cleavage and polyadenylation specificity factor complex.